CUGCUCAUUUAAGGUCUUGGCCUCCUCCUAUCAUCUCUUUCCUUCUGUAAAGUCAUUAAAUACAUCUAUCUGCAGAACAUACUAUGUUCCUUCUAAAACAUCCAUUUCUACCCAAAUAUUUACGUCUUUUAUUCACUUCUUCACACAAUUUUUUUUCCAUAAUCUUCAAACCCUUAUUCCAUUUCUUUUCAUCACUCAUAUACUAACUAACUAUACCCAUUUUGGGUUCUGGGUUUUGAUCAUAAACCCUUCUUACUUCACCCCCUCAAUUUUUAUCCAAAAUCUUGAAAAACCCUAAUAUUUUCUUGAUUUUCAAGCUUUUUUGGACCAAAAUUCUAAAAAUGGUCAUCUGGGUGGUGAAAAUUUAGCAUCUUUUUAGUGUUUUGAAGCAUAAUUUGCAUGAAAAUUCACUGAAAAAGUAGUGGGGUUUCAUCAAGAUUGGAUUUUAUUUUGUGGGUGUGGAAGAAACAUAUAAAAAUGUGGAAUUUGUGGUUGUUUUUGGUUUUAACAGUUGGGUUUCUUUCAUGGACUGUGAAUUCAGAGCUCAUUAAUGGCGAUCAUGAAGAUCUUUUCACUCUGGUCGCCAUUGGUAAAGAGCUUAAGUUACUUGAGUGGGAUGAAAAUGGGCUCAAGAACACCUCAAACUACUGUUUUUGGCCUCACAUUACUUGUAGCCCAACUCAAUCUGUUGAAAAACUUGUUCUUUCUCAUCAAACUCUACAAGGUAACCUCACAUUACUCUCUGAAUUAAAAUCAUUAAAAUGGCUAGAUUUGUCAUACAACACUUUUCAUGGCUCAAUCCCUCACUCUUUUGGUAACUUAUCUCAUCUUGAGUUUCUUGAUCUAUCUUACAACAAGUUUGAUGGGUCAAUUCCAGUUGAAUUGGGUCAACUUAAAAACCUCAAAUCUUUAAACCUUUCAAACAACUUACUCAUAGGAUCAAUACCCAAUGAGCUUCAAGGGCUUGUAAAGUUACAAGAUUUACAACUUUACACUAAUCAUUUGAAUGGAAGUAUACCAAAUUGGGUGGGAAAUUUGACCAAUCUUAGAGUUUUUACAGCUUAUGAGAACGAGUUACGCGGUAAAAUACCCGAAACUUUAGGGGCUUUUUCGGAACUUUUAUUGUUAAACCUUCAUUCAAACUAUCUUCAAGGAUCAAUCCCAAAGAGUGUGUUUGCUAAUGGGAAGUUACAGUUCUUGGUUUUGACUCAGAACAAACUCAAUGGUGAGUUACCUGACUCGGUAGGAAAGUGUAAAGAUCUUUCGAGUAUUCGAAUUGGGGAUAAUGAUUUAAUCGGGAAUAUACCGAAAGAAAUCGGUAAUCUUAGUAGUCUUACUUAUUUUGAAGCCGAUAACAACAAUCUUUCGGGUGAGAUUGUGAAAGAAUUUGCGCAAUGUUCGAAUUUAACGCUGCUAAAUUUGGCGUCGAAUGGGUUUAGCGGGAUCAUACCGCCGGUUUUCGGUGACAUGACGAAUCUGCAAGAACUAAUUGUUUCGGGAAACAAUCUUUCCGGUGAAAUUCCAGCUUCGGUUCUUGGUAACAAGAAUCUUAACAAGAUUGACUUGAGUAACAAUCGAUUCAACGGAAGCAUACCCAAAAACGUCUGUAAUUCUUCACGAUUACAGUACUUGUUAUUGGGUCAAAAUUCGUUGGUCGGAGAAAUCCCGAGUGAAAUCGGGAACUGCGUGAAAUUGCUCGAGUUGCAACUCGGUGGUAAUCAUCUCACCGGAACGAUUCCACCCGAAAUCGGUAGAAUCAAGAACUUGCAGAUUGCUUUGAAUUUAAGUUUUAAUCAUCUUCAUGGACAGUUACCACCCGAUUUAGGAAAACUCGAUAAGUUGGUGUCGUUAGAUCUUUCGAAUAAUCAACUCACGGGUAAUAUUCCUUCGGCGUUAAAGGGUAUGUUAAGUUUAAUCGAUGUAAACUUCGCAAAUAAUCAUCUCACAGGCCCGAUACCGACAUUUGCACCGUUUCAAAAGAGCCCGAAUUCGAGUUUUGAGAAGAACACAGGUCUUUGCGGGUAUCCGUUGAAUUCGUUUUGUGGGAAUUCAGAUGGGCCCGAGUCGUUUCAUCACAAGGUUUCUUACAGAAUCGUGUUGGCGGUUAUCGGGUCGGGCUUAUUAGUAUUCCUGUCGGUUACAAUCGUUGUUGUUCUGUUCAUGAUGAGAGAGAAACAAGAGAAAGUGGCGAAAACCGUUGGAAAAGAAGAUGAAGAAAUCGAAGAUAACAAUAAACCGUUGGUGAUUCUUGGAAACGUGUUCGUUGAGAAUCUGAAACAAGCUAUUGACUUCGAUGCUGUGGUCAAAGCAACGUUAAAAGAUUCGAACAAAAUCAGUAGCGGGACGUUUAGUACAAUCUACAAAGCUGAAAUGCCUUCGGGUUUGACUUUAUCGGUCAAACGGUUAAAAUCGGUUGAUAAAACGAUCCUUCAUCAACAAAGCAAGAUGAUUCGAGAACUCGAGAGACUUAGUAAUCUUUGUCAUGAUAAUUUGAUUAGACCAAUCGGGUUUGCUAUUUAUGAUGACGUGGCGCUUUUACUGCACCAGUUUUUACCAAAUGGGUCUUUGGCCCGGUUUCUUCACGAGUCUAGUAAAGAAGAGGCGUACAAACCCGAUUGGCCCGUUAGGCUUUCGAUAGCUGUCGGUGUUGCUGAAGGGUUGGCGUUUUUGCAUCAUUUGGCUAUCAUUCAUCUUGAUAUUUCUUCUGGGAAUAUUUUUCUCGAUUCGAAUUUUAGGCCGUUGGUUGGUGAAGUUGAAAUUUCGAAGCUUUUAGAUCCGUCACGCGGUACCGCUAGUAUCAGUGCUGUCGCGGGCUCAUUUGGUUACAUUCCUCCAGAGUACGCCUACACGAUGCAAGUAACAGCUCCAGGAAACGUGUACAGUUUCGGCGUCGUUUUACUGGAAAUUCUCACAACACGGGUCCCGGUAGACGAAGAAUUCGGGGAAGGUGUAGAUUUGGUGAAAUGGGUCCAGGGUGCACCCACAAGAGGUGAAACCCCAGAGCAAAUACUAGACGCAAAGCUAAGUACAGUGUCGUUUUCAUGGAGAAAAGAAAUGCUUUCGGCGUUAAAAGUGGCUCUACUCUGCACAGACACUACACCCGCAAAGAGACCGAAGAUGAAGAAAGUGGUUGAAAUGCUUCAAGAAAUUAUUACGGAAAGUAAGUGAAAAGUAUGAAGGUUUUGAAAUGUUUAGAUGAUAGAAGUUGUGGGGAGUUUCGGGUUUUGUAUAUGUUGUAUCAACUUUGAAGAAUUGGAUAUAUACAAAGCCCAUUUGUUUUUUUAGUAA
This is a messenger RNA of Helianthus annuus (common sunflower), 3288 nucleotides long. Its product is annotated as leucine-rich repeat receptor-like tyrosine-protein kinase PXC3. Gene Ontology annotation, biological process: protein phosphorylation. The coding region runs from base 478 to 3168 and encodes 896 amino acids. The record is from RefSeq and is a predicted model, not a curated record. NCBI's taxonomy places the organism in Eukaryota, Viridiplantae, Streptophyta, Magnoliopsida, Asterales, Asteraceae. The transcript is spliced from 2 exons. Gene Ontology annotation, molecular function: receptor serine/threonine kinase binding; ATP binding; protein kinase activity.